Molecule: messenger RNA, 2787 nt
Organism: Phyllotreta striolata
Lineage: Eukaryota; Metazoa; Arthropoda; Insecta; Coleoptera; Chrysomelidae
Source: the annotation of a GenBank genome assembly
AUGAACGAUAUCGAGGAGCACCCGCACGAAAAAGAUGGAUUGGGAUACCAACAUACUUUGAUGUAUGGUCGGUACAGCCGGGAAUUGGGUGAAUUCGCAAAAUUCGAAGCUCUAAAGGCACAAGAAAAAAGAAGGUUAAAAGAAGAGAAGGCUCGAAGGAAAGAACUCAGAGGAUAUCAAGGGAAAAUAUCGAAAUUUAUCGCUCUACUAUGGAGACACACGUUCGCCCGAUUAGGCGAAGAUUGGGUAUUUCUGGCCCUGUUAGGAGUAAUAAUGGCUUUUUUAAGUUUUUUAGUCGAUAGGGGAAUUGGAAUUUGCAAUAGUGCUAGGACAUAUUUGUACAAAGACUUAACACAACAUCCUGCGGCUCAAUUCGCUGCUUGGGUGGUCGUUCCGACGUCCUUAGUAUUAUUUAGCGCUGGAUUCGUGCAGCUUGUGGCACCCCAAGCAGUAGGUUCCGGCAUACCUGAAAUGAAAACCAUCCUUAGAGGAGUAGCCUUAAAGGAGUAUUUGACAUUCCGAACGUUAAUAGCCAAAAUCGUAGGUUUAACUACCACGUUAGGGAGUAGUAUGCCUUUAGGUAAGGAAGGGCCUUUUGUGCACAUUGCGAGCAUUUCGGCCACGUUGCUCAGUAAAUUGGUGACCGGGUUCCAGGGGAUUUACGAGAACGAAAGCAGGACGUCGGAAAUGCUGGCGGCGGCUUGCGCGGCUGGAGUAGCCAGCUGUUUCGCAGCUCCUGUUGGCGGGGUGCUGUUCAGCAUCGAAGUAACGACGGUGUAUUUCGCAGUGAGGAACUACUGGAGGGGUUUCUUCGCCGCCGUUUGCGGGGCUUCGACGUUUCGAUUACUGGCCGUUUGGUUCCAGAAAGCGGACACCGUAUUGGCUAUGUUCAGGACGAAUUUUUACAUGGAUUUUCCGUUCGAUCCGCAGGAGUUGUUCGUCUUUGCUCUUCUAGGAGCUGUGUGCGGCCUGGGCGGCUCGUUCUACGUGUGGGUGCACCGCCAGUACGUGAUAUUCAUGCGAAACAGCAAGUCCUUGAACAAGUUCCUGUCGAAAAACCGGUACAUCUAUCCCGGCUUGGUGUCCCUGCUGGUGGCCACCGUCACCUUCCCGCUGGGCCUGGGCCAGUUCAUGGCGGCCGAUUUGGACACGCACGCGCUGGUCACCGAUCUGUUCAGCAACUUCACGUGGUCGGAUCAGAACCUGACGCUGCAACAGCAGCUGGCCGUCGACCAUUGGAAGACCCCUUGGACGGGGAUUUUCGUUAAUUUGUUCGGUUGCGUCGUUUUUAACUUCGUUGCAUCUAUAAUAUGUUCGACUCUACCGCUACCGAGCGGUAUUUUUAUACCGGUGUUUAAAAUCGGGGCUGCUUUUGGAAGGAUCAUUGGGGAACUGAUGCAUCUGUGGUUUCCACAGGGGAUGAGGUACGGUGGUAAGGUGGCCAAAAUAAUACCCGGAGGAUACGCGACGGUGGGGGCGGCGGCUUUCAGCGGAGCGGUAACGCACACGAUUUCAGUAUCUGUGAUAGUAUUUGAAAUGACUGGACAAAUCACCCACAUCAUACCCAUCAUGAUAUCGGUAUUAAUAUCGAACGCCAUCGCCAGUUUGCUAGCUCCCAGCAUAUACGACAGUAUUAUAUUAAUCAAGAAGUUACCGUACCUUCCGGAUUUGCUGCCGAGCAGCAGCGGAAUUUAUAACAUUUACGUGGAAGACUUCAUGGUGAGAGACGUCAAGUACAUCUUCCACGGCAUGUCCUACGAGCAGUUGAAGGCUCUAUUGAAAGAAAAUCGCCGAUUGCAAAGCUUCCCGCUGGUUGACAAACCCGACAGUAUGGUACUAUUAGGCUCUAUCAGGAGACUUCAUCUGAUCCAACUCAUCGAGAAGCAAAUAGGAAGGGAACGUAGACUACAGGUGGCGGCCAUAAGGAAGAAAGAAGCCGAGGAAAAGGCCCGAGUCGAAGCCGAGGAAAGGAAACGAAGACCUUCGAGGUUCCAAGUGGUACCUGCACCAGAUAUGCUCCAAAGGCAGCAAUCCGACGGUGAAUUACAGAAACCUAAAAUAGCUAAAACAUUUAAUCCCGUGUUCGGAACCACACCAAAGAAAUCCAUCCUGAAGAAAACUUACUCGGUAUCAGUUAAAGGUUCCACGCCGUACAUACCUUCGAGUCCCAGCCCUAACGAGACGCCUUAUAACACCGUAGACGCGCCUUACUGUACUGUAACCGGAGCCGAGAGCAGAUUUCGAAUGGCCUUCGAUUCGUUAUUCAGAAAAUCGAAUCUAACAGGCAGCACGAGCGACGACAGCGAACACAGCUUAGUCAGAGUAGGAUCCCUCGGAAGGCGCCCUCAACUCUUACCGCUAAGUCCUAGUCACUUCAAGAAAGUCCAAUUGCCGAAGGAGCGCAUCUGCGACAUGACGCCCGAGGACCAGAAGAAGUGGGAGGAGGAGCAGAUGUCGAUGCCGGUGGAGUUCGUCUGCAACAUCGAUCCGGCGCCCUUCCAGCUGGUCGAGCGCACCUCGCUGCUCAAGGUGCACUCGAUCUUCUCGAUGGUGGGCGUCAAUCACGCCUACGUGACGGCCAUAGGGAAGCUGGUCGGCGUGGUGGGCCUCAAGGAGCUGCGCAAGGCCAUCGAGGACGCCAACAGCGGCAAUCAAGUGCCCAGCGUGGAGGCGAACGGCGGCGUGGGGCCGAUAGAGGCCGACGGGGACAGGGAAAAGGAGCCCGACGGGGACGGGGAAAAGGAGCCCGACGCCGCCACGGCUUUGAUGAAGGAUUCGGAGGUUUAG